AUGACCGACAGCCUGGAGGUAGUGCCUCUGGGUGCAGGAUGCGAAGUCGGACGGUCGUGCAUAAAAGUGUCAUAUCACGGCAAGACGAUACUGUUGGAUUGCGGUAUUCAUCCAGCUCAUUCCGGAUUGCCUGCGUUGCCGGUGUUCGACGGGGUGGACUUGAGUAAAGUGGAUUUGUGUCUGGUCACGCACUUCCACCUGGACCACUGCGGCGUGGUACCAUAUCUGUUGCAGCACACGUGGUUCCGGGGUAAGACGAUCAUGACGGAGCCGACGAAAGCGAUUUGUCAUCUGGUAUGGAACGACUUUGCAGCAUUCGCGCGGCAUACGAGUAAAAGUCCGUUGUACACUGAGCAGGACAUCCGCGCAUGUUUGCCUAAGAUCGAUGUGAUGCAUUUCAAUCAAACGGUGGUCUACAACGGCAUCGAGGUGACGGCCUUGGGGGCUGGACAUGUAGUCGGCGCGUGCAUGUUCCUUGUGGCAAUUGAUGGCGUGAACAUUCUAUACACUGGGGACUACAGUGCCGAAGAUGAAAGACAUGUACCCCAAAUUUACGUACCACCAUCCUUCAGUGUGCAAGUGUUAAUUUGCGAAGCCACCUACGGCAUUCGCAACCACGAGGCGAGACACGCACGCGAAGCACGGUUUUUGGCAACUGUGGAGAACAUUGUUGUCGGCCGUAGGGGCAAGUGUCUGCUACCUAUCUUCGCCUUGGGCAGAGUGCAGGAACUGCUUUCUAUGCUCAACGAAAGAUGGCAGCAAAAUCCGGCCCUACAGUCUAUCCCUAUCAUUUACCUCUCCUCGCUCUCCGGCAAAGGCAUUCAGAUUAUGCGCGAAUACGCCGCAACCUACGCUGGCACCUAUGUUAAGAAUAAAGCACUCCGUGGCCAGAAUGCUUUUGCAUUCAAAUAUGUAAAGUCAGCCAGGUCGCUCGAGGAGGUUACCUCCAUCAUCAAUAACGACGACAUGCCUUGCGUCGUCCUAGCCGCACCGGGCAUGCUCCAGUCCGGACCGAGUCGGGAGAUAUUCGAAAUGUGGUGUGGCGACAGACGCAAUGGCAUCAUCUUAACUGGCUACACUCUCAGAGGCACUCUAGCCGACCAACUCAAGUCCCUACCGUCAUCCAUUGUGCGAUCGGACGGACGCGAAAUACCCGUACGGUCUUCUUUUGAUAUCAUCUCAUUCAGUGCUCACGCCGACUUUGACCAAUCCAAUCGACUCAUUGACGCAGUCCAACCCCCCGUGGUUGUACUUGUUCAUGGCGAGAAAAAUGAAAUGAAGUCUCUCCAACAAAAAUUGGCCACCAUUCGACCGUCUCUAGCUGUCUUUGCGCCCCAGAUACUCCAAAAAAUCACCGUCGAGUUCUCCCAGCAACAUGAUUCCGAAAUUGUUGGACCUACCCUAGCCAAACACGUUCUAGAAUCUAACGAGAUUGCCGACUUCCAAACGGAGGCAAUUGUUCUCAAAAAAGACGAUACAAACCAGUUCGUGGCCGAGGAGGACCUCUCUGACUUGCUGCAGACAUCCGUUUUCAGUAUUGACGUCGAUACUGAUUUUCUUCUCGACAAGCACACACGUGCGCUAAUCCAAAAUUCCCCGAACAAUGACGAGGCGUACGAACCAAUUACACCCGAUCAUGAUGCCGAGCAGAAUCUCGAGAAAGUCUCUGAGGCAUCCGAUCCGAAUGUAGGCGCACCAUGCAGCGUAGGCCAGAUACCGGCGAUGGUCCCAGGAGAGCAAACUGCAGACGAUCUUCUCGCUUCGAUAGUUGAGCUAAAAGAAGAGUUCAACGCUCCAGCCGUUGCAGACGACCCGCAGCUAGGUCUGGACUCUUUCAAAGAGCAACCAAGCUUAAACAUGGUGCCAAGCUCAAGUCUGGUGCCAAGCUCAAGUCUGGUGCCAAGCUCAAGUCUGGUGCCAAGCUCAAGUCUGGUGCCAAGCUCAAGUCUGGUACCAAGCUCAAGUCUGGUGCCAAGCUCAAGUCUGGUAGCUGAAGACGGGCUUAAAGAAGAUGAAUUCGAAGAAAGAACAAGAGAAAAAGCGCACGACGAAGGUGACGAGGUGAAUGAUGACCAAGCCCUGGGUAUGGCGCAUCAUGACUCGACGCAGGGGGAUUUAGAGAAAGAGAAACAUCCUAUUCAACGCUUGCUUGGAGCUCUGAUGGAGACCAAGGCCAAAUCAAUUCCUGGCUACCCGGGGGCCCCAUGGAAGAUGAUUUCGCCAUUAGCGGCCGAAUCUGACUAUAUUCGUCUCACUCUCAAUGAUGAUUGUUCGAUUUUGAACGUUUCUUUCUUAUGGACUGAACAGAGAAUGGAAGUGUAUUAUUUCUGGGCGUAUUUGUUACUGGAACAUACGAAGUUGGCUCCGGAAGAAACUGCUAGCGAAAGAGUUAUUGUGAGACAACUAUUGGAGAGCAAACUUAAAAUCGAACAACCAGGAUGA
Molecule: messenger RNA, 2442 nt
Organism: Gregarina niphandrodes
Lineage: Eukaryota; Apicomplexa; Conoidasida; Eugregarinorida; Gregarinidae
Product: beta-lactamase family domain protein
Exons: 2
Coding region: 1-2442 (813 amino acids)
Biological process (GO): mRNA 3'-end processing by stem-loop binding and cleavage
Cellular component (GO): mRNA cleavage and polyadenylation specificity factor complex
Molecular function (GO): RNA binding; 5'-3' exonuclease activity; RNA endonuclease activity
Source: RefSeq, a predicted model, not a curated record